Molecule: messenger RNA, 798 nt
Organism: Arachis stenosperma
Lineage: Eukaryota; Viridiplantae; Streptophyta; Magnoliopsida; Fabales; Fabaceae
Product: NEP1-interacting protein-like 1
Exons: 5
Coding region: 123-764 (213 amino acids)
Source: RefSeq, a predicted model, not a curated record
UUAAUUUGUUUCCUCUUACCCUAUAUAAUUCAAAAACUGUUACUUAUUAAGACUAUAUAUUUUCUUCUCUGAUCUUCUCUCAAUAACACUUGUUACUUCGUCUUCUUCUUCUUCUCUCAAUAAUGGUGGCAACAAGGUGCAAGGAGGUUUUCUUUGGAAUAUUCAUGGAAGCCAUGGAAACAAUUCUUUAUGCUGCAUUCACUCUUAUUCUAGCACUAGGAGGAUCAAUAGUAGGAACAAUAGCAGGAGGAAUCAAAGGGCAAACAACAGAAGCUGGUUUUCUUGAUGGAGCUGGAAAAGGAGCAGUUACAGGAGCCAUUGCUGCCAUUGAAUUGUUGAACUUUAGAGCCAUCGAUGACCCUUUAACCAAGGCAUUGAUGAGCAGUUUAUUAAAUGGGAAAAUCUUUAUGGAAUGGAUAUGUCCAGCUGUUGCUCAAGCCUAUCACUUGCAUAUGAACACAGCAGAAACAAGUUCACAGAGAGAAGUAUCAUCAAAUAUUUAUGAAAACAAAGGGAUUACAGGGAUGGCACAGAGUGUAAUUCUGAAGCUUCCAUUUCAGAAAUUUAAAUCCAAUAAGAAACUAAUGUACAUGUCAAGCUGCUCAAUUUGCUUCCAGGAUUUUGAGGAUGAAGAAUUGAUUAGGAUACUUCCAAAAUGUGGCCACAUUUUUCAUUUACAAUGUAUAGACAAAUGGUUAAUCCAACAAGGAUCAUGCCCUAUCUGUAGAACUCAUGUUUCUUCUUAUCACAUUCAUGACUUGUAGUGGCUCAUCCAUUUUUCAUACUCAAAAAGUUCGU